Messenger RNA from Seriola dumerili (greater amberjack), 3431 nucleotides. It is a transcript of the gene exd2, whose product is annotated as exonuclease 3'-5' domain containing 2. Gene Ontology annotation, biological process: nucleobase-containing compound metabolic process. The record is from RefSeq and is a predicted model, not a curated record. Lineage: Eukaryota; Metazoa; Chordata; Actinopteri; Carangiformes; Carangidae. Gene Ontology annotation, cellular component: cytoplasm; nucleus. Bases 271 to 2205 code for a protein of 644 amino acids. Gene Ontology annotation, molecular function: 3'-5' exonuclease activity; nucleic acid binding. The transcript has 9 exons.
AGAUAUUGACAAAUGUGCGUCGACAACAGUGCUGUCAUUCAACCAUAGAUCAACAAAUCCUAACAAAUGAAGCAGUUGGAUAAUAUCAACCGUAGCUAGAGGUUUAAUGUUGCUACUGUUCAUCAGAGGAGGACUCGUGGUGUUCACUUUGUUGUUCCAGAGCGAUGCAGUGCCUGUCCAGAUCACAGAAACAGAGCCAGGUUUACAUGGGAUCCCACUGACAGGAAAGGUUUGCACUUUUCUGCCUGUUGAGAAUCACUACAAGUCAGCAUGUCUCAUCGAGGGCCUUUAACUGCUGUCAUAACAACAGUACUAGGGGCGACCUUAGGAGGGCUGCUCGUAUGGCGAGUUUACCGAACACGAAGGAAGAGGCUGCCUUCCAUCCAGAAGGUGGCUGAUCCCGUGGAGGCUCCGCAUCCUGUGGAAAAGGAGUUCACGGCUGCGGAGUAUCAAUACAUCCAACCGCAAAACCUUGUAGAGAAGGAAUUCAAGGCCGUGGAGUGUCAGACCGCACAACUGCCCCCUCCUGUACAGAUACCUUCUUCUGAACAGCUGCUGGGUGUGAAACCAGUCAUGGUGAGCUCUGAGGAGGAAUGGCAGCAGCUGUGGCCACUGAUGCAAAAGGAGCUGUCAGUCUUCCCUGUGCUGGGGCUUGACUGUGAAUGGGUAAAGACCAAAGGCGUCUCGGUGAAGGGCCAAGUCUCGGCGGUCUCCCUGUUACAGAUGGCCUCGUACUCGGGUCUGUGUGUCCUGGUGAGGCUGCUGCCGUUCCGCAGCGGUCAGCAGGCGUUCCCACUCAGCUUAAUAGAAGUCCUCCGAGACCCCCACGUCCUGAAAGUCGGCGUCGGUUGCUAUGAAGAUGGCAAGCGUCUGACGCGCGACUACGGUCUGUCCCUGACGUGCACCGUCGACCUGCGCUACCUUGCCUUAAGACAAAGGCAAGCUACAGUGAAUAAUGGCCUCAGCCUGAAGUCCCUGGCGGCAGAUCUGUUGAAUGUAUCUCUAGAUAAAUCUCUGGAGCUGCGCUGCAGUGACUGGGAGGCAGAUCAACUGACGCUGGAGCAGAUGACUUAUGCUGCCAGAGACGCCCAAGUUUCCAUCGCUCUCUUCCUCCAUCUCCUCGGCCUCCGCUCUGACGCCGGACCCGCCUCUUCCAGCGGGAGCUCCUACUCUGAGUUGGCCGCCCGCUGCCAGGGCCUGGUGGACGUGCCCUUCAGGGGCCGAGGAGACGGAGACGACAGGGCCGCUGAUGGAGAGAGGAGGCGGAGGACACGGAAACCACCCACUUAUGAAAGCCCAGAGUCUGGAGAUCAGCAAGUCCCAGACCCACGAAAGAAUAACAAGAGGAAACCACUGGGUGUGGGAUAUUCUGCCAGGAAGUCUCCUCUCUAUGAUAACUGCUUCCUCCACGCUCCUGACGGCCAGCCGCUGUGUACCUGCGACAAGAAGAAAGCCAAAUGGUACCUAGAUAAAGGAAUAGGAGUGCUUCAGAGUGAAGAGCCGUUUGUUGUGAGGUUGCUGUUCGAGCCAUCGGGACGUCCUGACUCCCAGCAGGACUACUACCUCACUGCCAAGGAGAACCUGUGUGUGGUCUGCGGCAAAGCAGAUUCCUACAUCAGGAAAAACAUCGUGCCACAUGAGUACAGACGACAUUUCCCCACAGAGAUGAAGGACCACAACUCCCACGACAUCCUGCUGCUCUGCACCAGCUGCCACGCCGCCUCCAACGUGCACGACAGCUUCCUGAAGCAGCAGCUGGCCGAAGAGUUCGCCGCCCCUCAGGGCUGCGAGGAGGGGGUCCGUCUGCUGGAGGACUCGGACCGACGGCGGGUGCGUUCGGCGGCUCGGGCUCUGCUCACCGCCGGGGACGGGCUCCCGGAGCAGCGGCGAGAGGAGCUGCAGGUUUUGAUCAAGAGUUUCCUGAACAUGAACGAGAGGCAGGAGCUGACGGACGAGGCGCUGCAGCAGGCGGCCGGUUUGGAGACGAGGAUCUUCAACGAGGCGUACGUGCCUCACGGCCUGAAGGUGGUGCGAGCUCACGCUGAGCAGGGCCUGCUGGGCCUGAUGGACCUGGAGCGCCGCUGGAGGCAGCACUUCCUCACCGCCAUGCAUCCUCGCCACCUCCCGCCUCUCUGGUCCGUCGACCACAACCACAGCAAGUUCCUCCGCAAGUACGGAGAGGACCUGCCCAUCAAACUCAACUGACCGUCGACGUCCACGAAGCAGCUACGCACCAGGACGGGAAACUCCUUCUUGUUUUUUCUCUUCUGCUGAUCAAAGUGCCGGAUGAGUUUGAAACUUCUGCAGCCACUUUGUCGAGUUUUCAAGCCAAAUAUCUUUUCUUUUUUCUUUUCUUUUUUUGAGUGAGCAGGUAAAUGCACUAAUCUUCCCGCCAGGACCAAAAUGUUACCAGCAUGUGGCGGCUGUCAAGUUCCCUGAGCACACUCGACCUGUGAUGGACGCUGGACAACGUUUACCAGCGAGAUGCUGCUAGGUUUCCACGUGGACCUGAGUGAACGUAACAGAAACUCUCCCUGUGGAGAGGAAAGCCAGCACUGAAUCUAAAAACACUAACUGCAACGCCAUGGUGGACGUUAUGUCACUGCAAAUGGACACUUUUUUUAUUAUGACAAAUAUAUAAUUAUUUAUGGAAAAGGUUAAGAUAAUGAAAUUUAAGAAGAGAUUUUUAGACAAAGCUGCUGCCUGCUCUUACUGUCCCCUUUAAAUUUAAUUACCCCCCCACACACACUCCCCCCUGCAGGUCAGCAGCUUAUUACCUCCAUCAGUAUGAGAAUAAAUGAUUUGCUUUGUAGAGAGCGGGUCAUUUUAAUAUGACCUUAAAUCAUCCGGCGCUCCGCCCUGCUUUUUAUUUCAGUCUGUUGUCUGUUUUAAGUCAAUAGAUGAAGGAUGAAUUUCCCAGAAGCAACUUGAAAUCAAAUUUCAUCUUUGGCCAUUUUUGCUUUUGAAAAGAUGAGUUUGGCCUCAAGGUGCCUUUUUCAGCCCGAGCGUGUUGUUUGCAGGGAGGAGACGGACGCCAGCGGAGUUUGGCCCGUUUAGUUGAUCAUUUAAACUUGUGAUGCUCACGUCCUGCUGCUGAUUCUCCCGGCGGUUGGGACAUCUCCAUGGCUCAUGUUUUAAUGUGCCUCCUAAUCCCCAAACCAGACUGGAGACGUGUCACAGCGUCGGGACGUGACCUCCUUUCAGUUUACAGCCGUUUUCACCCAUGACGUCGUUUUUCCAGAAUCCAAACUGCAGUGAAGAAAAGGUGCCAACUCUGGCGUGAUGCUGAAAAUGACCUUUAAACCACGCCCGCCCCCCUUUGCAAGGCAGAUUUAUCUCUUGAGCAUAAUAUGAAUUUAUUUACAAUACAUGAAACUGUAAAUUGAAUAAACAGCUGAUUUUGUCUUUAUUCAUAUUUUCCUGGAUGUAAG